This is a messenger RNA of Phytophthora megakarya, 720 nucleotides long. The record is from the annotation of a GenBank genome assembly. NCBI's taxonomy places the organism in Eukaryota, Oomycota, Peronosporomycetes, Peronosporales, Peronosporaceae.
AUGAAGAAAUAUCUGAGUGGCUCGAUCUCAAAUCUCACACAAGCGGAAGCAAGAUCGUAUGACAAGAUCGCGGCUGACUACGAGGUAGACGAGCAGGAUCUACUCUUUUACUGCCCGCCGACGCCCAGAUCGGGAGACGAUCGCGAUCGAUUGUUGAGAUUGGUAGUUCCCGAAACGCUGCAGUCGGACAAGGAGGACAUCAAGGAGUGGGGCGGACCUACCAGCGGAUCAGGGAUCACUUCCAUUGGAGGGGAUUAUACCGGAAGUGUUCAGCGAUAUGUGGGGGAAUAUGUGGAUUGCGAGACAGGAAAAGGAAAACCGGUGAUCCGGGGUGAAUCACCGGGGAACUUGCAGGCGACGUACCCGUUCCAGAUUAUUGCGAUGGAUCACAUACCGUCGCUACCCAGAUCCCACAAAGGAAACACAGAGUUAUUGAUCUGGAUCGAUCUCUUCACAGGGUAUGUGAUUGCAAAGGCCAGCUCGUCCCGAUCGGCCCAGACGGUUGCGGAAUCGUACGAAGAGUGUGUAUUUCGGCGAUUUGGUGCCAGUGAGAUGAUCCGGCAUGAUCGAGAACCAGGCUUCAUGUCGUCCCAUUUCUUCCGGGCGUUUAACAGGAUCCUGGGACAACGGCAGCGGGCGACGAUCCUGUUUGGUCGGCAGGUGGAGGAAAUAGGGGUCCAGCAGGAUGUCGAUGUCGGCCCACUGUUCUCUCAUCAUUAG